AUGAAUCCAGCCGAUAGAGAAGAUCGCCAUCGCUUGUGGCAAAUUAGCAUCCAAAGGCCAGCUCGCUUGAGUCGAGGAGAUCUUGCGGCAUCGCCGUGGAGCUCUUGCUUAGAUCACACCGCGCAGCGAUCGAUUGACGCUCGAUUUGAAUCGAGGACAGAUCUAGGAAGAGCCCUAGUUCUAGUCAGACCGUUGGUAUUAGGGCCACGUUGGCAGCCGCAGUCGUGGCAAGAUUAUGAGCGUCCGUGCCAGGGCAUCGACGGCUUUCGUGUACAGUUGUGGAUUUUCUUCGUGUAUGGUUCCCAUUUUAGGGUUUGUGGGCAAGGGCGCUUCUUCCCGCUGCCAGUAGUGCUUCUUUUGCUGGAUCCCAUAGCUGCGCUCAUCUCGCAUGGACUGCCGGCGCGGCCGGGCAUUGUCGCCAUGAAUCGACUCAGGAUCUUUUCAGGGCGGCGCCGAGGCUUGGACUUGAUGUCGAGCCCUGAUUCUGUGAGUUCGUCGUCGUUGAAAGGGCCUGGCUAUGCCUCAACCAGCGCGGCGAUUGUUAUCCUCGACGACGAUGACGAUGUCCAAGUCUGUUCGCCCAGAUCGUUUGCUCAGGCCGUGGGCGAUGAAAAUCAUACCGAGGAAGACCUUCUACAGCUGCGAUUGGGAUUUUCCGGGUCGAAGCCUCCACGAAAAUCGAGAAAGCUACAAUCUAGAGCUCGACAGCAGCAGCAGCAGCCACAACAACAACAACAACAACAACAACAACAACGACACAGAUCAAAGCGUGUCCAUCCCACAACGAUCGAUCUCACCGCGGAAGAUUGCGAGGUUGUGUACGAGAGACCCCAGAAGAAGAAGAUGGCUGCUCCAGCGCCUCCUCCGGCCAAGGAACCAUCGCUCACUUGCGGCAUUUGCUUCGACACGAUGAAGAACGAGACGUCCACGGUUUGUGGGCAUUUGUUCUGCGGGAGUUGCAUUCUAUCCGCCAUCCAGGCCCAGAAGAGGUGCCCGACUUGCCGGAGAAAACUCACCAAUUCGAUGGUCCAUCGGAUCUAUAUCUCUGGAAAUUCCACUGGCUAAGAACCAGCCCAAAUUUCUCACGCUCAAGCUUUUCCAUAGGUUGUACAGAUUUUUACAUAGAAAAUUUCUGGUACGUGGAGGGCUGGCUGCCCUACGUGGCACUAA
This is a messenger RNA of Selaginella moellendorffii, 1170 nucleotides long. RefSeq lists its product as uncharacterized. Bases 1 to 1065 code for a protein of 354 amino acids. The transcript is spliced from 5 exons. The record is from RefSeq and is a predicted model, not a curated record. NCBI's taxonomy places the organism in Eukaryota, Viridiplantae, Streptophyta, Lycopodiopsida, Selaginellales, Selaginellaceae.